Sphaeroforma arctica JP610 is the source of this 568-nucleotide messenger RNA. RefSeq lists its product as hypothetical. The transcript has 3 exons. The record is from RefSeq and is a predicted model, not a curated record. The annotation marks the transcript as partial. NCBI's taxonomy places the organism in Eukaryota, Ichthyosporea, Ichthyophonida.
ACACUGAGAAAACCGCACUGCUAAGAUUAACUCGUUCCGUUCUCGAUCAGAUCGCCGCUGUUUUAGUACUGCUGGUGUCUAUCGGAUUCUUGGGCUGGGCCACCUAUCGCGGGAUUGUAGCGGUCGGGUGGGUCAGACCGCGGGCUGAGCCUACCUUCGAAGGCGUAGACUUUCUACGGUUACAAAACGAUAGUGAUUCCUACGAUGAAGACGAGGAUAUAUUUGACCAAAGAAACAGCCGGGCUGCUCUAGGUGAUGAGGAUUUCUACGAUCAAGAUCCCGAUGAUCAUGAGCUAGGAUUUUCCGAGGCGUAAACCUGAAUGAGAAAUGGCCACUUUGAGAAAGGCCGCUUUUGAUUGACGGGAAUAUCCCUGAUUUUUCGUGGAAUCCGAUUCCGUUGUAUAUAAAAUUUAGAUCGCCGACAGCCAUCAUAGAAACGUUACUGUAUUCGCCUAACAGAUACGGUGAGCAAUUAUACAGAACUUUAGUAAAUAUAUGUAUCGAUGAUUUCGUUCACAUGUGACGCGUCACUACGAGGGCGAUCGAAUCGAUUUGAUAAACAUGUGUA